AUGGACAGCUUUAUCAACUACUUCGCAGAAGGCUGUCUUCGGCAAAUAGUAUGUUUUGAUCAUGCUUUGAACAUUGUUGGUGGUUACCGUUUUUCAAAACACGAAUACAAAAUCGUCUUUGAACCUAACACCAUUGUGGAUGAUGUUGUUGAUUUGGAUAUUCCUAACCAUGUGUUUGAAUUCACUCCUUUUACUGAAAUAUCAAAUUUCAUUGCGAAUUUUGAUUUCUGUUUUGAUGUUAUUGGACAUGUUAUUGGUGUUAGUGAGACGAUCAUUGAUGGGGAUAAGAAGAGGAUAUCUGUGGAGCUGGAGGAUAAAAGAUUGGAGGAUAUUGAGGAUGAAGAUGCAAGUGUCCAGCGGAUUUCUAUACUUUCUAAAAUAUCUGGAUACAAUACUUAUGAAGACUUUGUGAAGGAUGCAUCAAUGUUAACUCUAUCUGAGAUAAAGGAGUUAGAGGAGUGCUACUUAGGAUGUAGAGACUGCAACAAGAAGGUCACAGAAAUAGGUAAAGACACUGAUACCAGGUUGGUAGGAUUGCCUAAAAGUAAUCAACGUGGGAAGGGGAAAAAGGUCACCAGUGAAAUCAAUGGUGAAGGUAUCAAAAAGUUGCUAUGCAGCAAACAUGGUCCUGUUUCUGCUGUUACUCAAAAGUUCAAGAUACAGGCAAUUGUUGUUGAUGGAUCAGGCAGUGGUAUAGUAACCUUAUGGGACGGAAAAGUUUACAAUUUAAUUAACAAGAAUGCAUCUGAACUCCUUGAAGAGGAAAUAGAUGCAAAAACUAGUAUUGAAUUUGGGCUCAGUAUGACCCAAACAAAUGAUAGUACUGCAAAGACUGCUAUAUCAUGUACUGGUGAUGUUAAUAUCCAGAAUGCUGAUGUUGGAACUCCUUUCGAAGAUACUGCUGAUAGUCCCCCACCAAAGAAGUCUAAAUCUACUCAGGACCCUGAGAGUGUCAAAUCCCCCCAGAAUAAAUGUGUCAGGAAAAUCUGA
Molecule: messenger RNA, 990 nt
Organism: Oldenlandia corymbosa var. corymbosa
Lineage: Eukaryota; Viridiplantae; Streptophyta; Magnoliopsida; Gentianales; Rubiaceae
Source: the annotation of a GenBank genome assembly